AAUACAUUGUGCUUCCGUAGUUUGCUCAAGUAUUUUCGUUUGAUAAGAGCCAGAAACGACUUUCCUGUACAAGGAUGUUGAAACUGGUUGUUUUUCUUGUUCUUCUUGCUCUUGUGUCGCAGAACAACGGUAGGAAAAAGAGAUACUCGGUUUCAAUAGACGACAUCGACCCGUACCCUUUCUGCGGGCACAGAUUCUUACAACAUGGUACCGAAUUUGGAAAUGAUUUACGGAAGAGGCGAUCGCUGGAACAGGGAAAGAUCGAAGGAAAACGAAUUGUAGGAGGAACAGAAAGCAAGCAAGGAUCCUGGCCUUGGCAAUUGGCUUUGUUGCUCAACGGAACUCAGUUUUGUAGUGGAUCGCUCAUCAGUCGAGAAUGGGUGGUGACCGCUUCGCAUUGCUUUCAUGACUCAUACUCCUCAACCAACCCCAAGUUUUGGACCGCAACACUGGGUGAACAUAAACUUCAAGAGAAAGAGGUGUUUGAGCAGGUUAGGGGUGUUGAAAGAAUUAUCCUGCAUCCCAAUUACAAGUCCAUGUUUUUAGAAAAGAUCUUCGAUACUCCACCAGACUAUGACCUUGGUGAGUUUAUUUAUUGCUUUCAUAUAUUUAUAUGUGUGCAUGUGACAUGAGUGUGCUAGGCCUCACAAAUAUGGGGUGUACUCAAACAUGGCUGUCAUGACACCAUGGGUGCGGGCAACCAUUCUUGAAGCAGAAGAGCAAGAUGAUAAUUUUUAAGGUGGUCGCAAUUAUUCACAGUAUCACAAAAUAAUUACACAUAAAAACUAGACUGUAAAUUUCUGGCAUCAUUUGCAUCGUUGAGGUAAUGCGACCAUAGCUUCUUGGUUACUUGAAGUCGCCAAAAGAAACCAAAUGACCUUAUGUUUGGGUCGUCCUACCUGCAUGCAAAUAGGUUCCUUUU
Actinia tenebrosa (Australian red waratah sea anemone) is the source of this 922-nucleotide messenger RNA. RefSeq names its product transmembrane protease serine 11D. Lineage: Eukaryota; Metazoa; Cnidaria; Anthozoa; Actiniaria; Actiniidae. Gene Ontology annotation, biological process: proteolysis. Gene Ontology annotation, molecular function: serine-type endopeptidase activity. The record is from RefSeq and is a predicted model, not a curated record.